Molecule: messenger RNA, 3534 nt
Organism: Scophthalmus maximus (turbot)
Lineage: Eukaryota; Metazoa; Chordata; Actinopteri; Pleuronectiformes; Scophthalmidae
Gene: slc16a5a
Product: solute carrier family 16 member 5a
Exons: 5
Coding region: 229-1848 (539 amino acids)
Biological process (GO): transmembrane transport; monocarboxylic acid transport
Molecular function (GO): monocarboxylic acid transmembrane transporter activity
Source: RefSeq, a predicted model, not a curated record
GAGAGAGGGGCGGGACCCGGAGCUCGGCGAAACGAGCAAACCCCCGCGGAAGACGACGACGGCGGCGGCUGCUCCUCCCCGGUACACACCGAGGAGCGACCGCAAUCAAAAGAAAGGUUUCAAUUAAAAAGCGGCUGCAGCGGUCGCAGUGACAUGGACAGCAGGAGAAGCACUCCCACACCCCGCGGAGCCGACACAGGAGCCUCGCCCGGAGUGCCGAGCUGAAAAAUGACUCAGAGAAAUGGAACCGGGGGGACGAGCGAUCGCCUCCUGCGCCCGGAGGCCAACGGCACGGAGCGCGACGAGAAGGUUCAAGAGGAAGCCCGCGACCGUGACCCCGAGGCAGGGGGGCAGGGGGGAGGACGCGGGGACCCGGCGGCCGCGAGGGCGCCGGUCCCAGCUCCGGACGGUGGUUGGGGCUGGGUGGUGCUGGUCGCCACCAUCAUGGUCCUGGCGCUGACCCUGGCCUUCCCCUCCUGCGUGGGGAUCUUCUACACCGACCUGCAGGAUGACUUCCACGCCUCCAACAGCCAAACCUCCUGGGUGCCGUCCAUCAUGACGUCGGUGCUUCACGCAGGAGGUCCCUUUUGCAGCGUGCUGGUGGAGCGACUGGGCUGCCGGGCCACGGUCAUGCUGGGCGGAGUCCUGAGCGGGCUGGGAAUGGCCGCCAGCUCAUUCACCCAGUCCAUCGGCCAGCUGUACGUCACGGCCGGGGUUAUCACAGGACUUGGUUUCUGCUUCAGCUUCCAACCGGCCGUGACGAUCCUGGGACACUACUUUGUGCGGCGGCGCGCGUUCGCCAACGCCAUGUCGUCCACGGGCACGGCCCUGGGACUGUGCACUCUGCCCGUCCUGGGUAACUACCUCCACACGGAGCUGGGCUGGCGGGGAAGCUUCCUGGUGCUGGGGGGCCUCCUGCUCAACUGCUGCGUGUGCGGAGCGGUGAUGAGGCCCCUCCAGCCCCCCAAGCACCGCGGACAGCCCCUGAUGAACCACGGACCCCCUCCGCCGGAGGAGGAGAGCGCGAGGAAGAAGAAGAAAGGGUGGGUGAAGACGAUAUGGAGAUAUCUGGUGGCUUCCCUGAGCAAACACAUGGCCUUCGAUCAGUUCUGCAACAACCCACGUUACUGCUGUUAUUCCAUCGGCAUCACCUGGAUGAUGCUGGGCUUCGUGGUGCCCUUGAUCUAUCUGGUUCCCUACGCCACGGCAAACAACAUGGAGCAGGGCCGCGCCGCGCUGCUGCUGUCCAUCCUGGGCGUGGUCAACAUCGUGGUGCGGCCGCCCUUCGGCAUCAUCGUCAACAUGCCGUGGUUCAAAGGGCGACACAUCUACGUGUUUGCCGCGGCGCUGCUGGUCAACGGGCUCAGUAACAGCAUCUGCUGCAUCGGGCCGAGCUUCCCCGUGCUGCUGGCCUACGUGGUGGUUUACGGGCUGUCCAUGAGCGUGGUGGGCUCCCUGAUGUUCACCGUCCUCAUGGAUAUCGUGGAGAUGAGCCGCUUCCCCUCGGCCCUGGGCCUGCUCGCCAUCAUGGAGAGCAUCACGCUGCUCAUCGGGCCGCCACUGGCAGGGAUCCUGGUCGACCACACCGGCCAGUACUACCACGUCUUCUUCGUCUGCAGUGCCGUCGUCGCCUCGGCCGCCGUGUUCCUGAUUGUGUCGUUCUACUGUCUGGAUAAGAAGGCGAGGCGGGGGGCGCCGCAGGGUCCGCCCUCGCCACUGCCGCCGCCGCCCGACCCGGCGAGACCUGGCGUCGACGUGGCUCCUGGCUGUCAGUACAGCAGCGUGCCCACAGAGGGAGACAGAGACAAGGCCUCGGCUAACGGGGCAGAGCACAUCACCAGCUGCUGAUCCCGCUCGCACUGCGCGUCGCCCCGUAAACAGACCGGACAGGUUGUGAGAUCUGGUUCCUCAUGUGUGCAGCAGAUGGUGCAGAGUUGACUGUUCUGUUUACUGACACUCUCUGAAUUGUCCCAGCGUGAUGAGGCUCUGCCAUCUGCUUUGCCAUAAAAGUUUUUUCUCUUUUUUUUGUUGAAAACUUUGACACCGUUUGACCCGAGGUCGGACGCGUGUUCCCACAAACCAAAAUGAACAGAUGUGCACUUACAACUGCAAUGUGAUUGUUACUGUUGAUUGUAAAAAAAAAAAUGCUGCUGAUCACAGAAUCUUAUCGUACACAGGAGCUUUCUCACUUUGUCAAGCCAAGUUACAGCCAUGAUCCUGAAGGAAUCACGUGAAGUCAUUUCCAGAUGUUUUCGCUGGAGUUCACAGACCGUCUGAGCCUGAGUAGAUAAACUUCUAUUGAAUGCUGACGACAAGCAAACUGAGCAGUCGUUCAUUAGAGAGUUGACUAUCAAGGAAAAGGGCUGGUUUUAUUAUUUUGUACUUUUCGUCUUGUCAAAAAAAAUCCCUUAAACAGCUCAUUAGUCAUGAUGGUUGAAUGAACCCAACAGGGGCUCGGUCGCAAAACCACACCUCUCCUUUAUGACUUCCAUAGUUUCAGAACAGAGAGACACACGAUGCUUAUCAGGAGGAUCCAGUCUGUGUUACCUCCGUGUCUGUCUGUUGUGGAGAUCCAGGUCUUUCCUUAUUACAAAUUUGACAAAUCAAUAAUUUUCUUUUACAGUAUAUUUCUACUGUAAGAACUAGACAAUCACGUGUAGUAAAAUUUAAAUGGAUCCAUUGACGAUGAAAAAUACAGGAUAUAAAAUAACACCAGCCUUAUUUGAUCGUCAGUAGCUAAAGGACUGUUAUAGUCGGCCUUUACCAGGAUAUAAAAACGGAUAGUAUGUUCCUUUUUUUUCUUACAUUAUUGAAGUAUUAUUUCUUCGCCACAGUGGAGACAUUAAAACACAGCAUGCGGAGAAUAUUACACUCAUGUGAAAGAGUUAUUGUUGCUUAAGAUCCUUGAAGGUUCAUAGGAAAAAGAGGUCGAAUCUGUUGGUCGUUCACUGUCACAUGAGGAAAAUGAUGUUGCAGCCAGUGAAUUAAUCAUGAAUCUCCUUUCGCAUACUUUUCAUUCCUUUAAUGGAACAGUGCCUUUUUAUAUAACCAGAGUAUUUAUAAAGAUAAUCCACAGCCACGAGAUCAUAUAGGACCCUUCCAGGAACAGAGGCAGAUGAUUUCGUAAUGUACGUCUGCUUGAUUAAGUACAUUUCAUAAAAGAGAAAUAUCUGGAAUGCACUGCUGAGUCGGCAUCCACAAACGGACACUGUAACUGACUGUUUACCUUCUGUUCCGAUCAGGAAGAUUUAUUAUCUUUUUUUAAUAAUUCAACCUCUGGAUUAUCACAGCGCCUGCAGACGUUUGAACAAAGCUGUUUUAUGUGUCACGUCAUGUGCGCAGAAAUGUAAUAUACACUUCAGGUAUAAGCUGUAUUGCAGUAAAACAACAGUGUAACCAGAGGCUUCUCUACAACAGGAAGAUUUAUUAGUACAUUUUCAGAGCUUUUCUUGCGUUGGGCCAAAUUAUACCUUUUAUUUUAAAUUCUUUAUUUAUAUAUAUUGAUCAGGGGGUAAAUAAAUGUUUGAAUAUCCA